GGCGGCUGGCGCUCCCCGGCUUCCGCGCGCCGCGCCCUUGCGGCCGCGGAGGCGGAGUCAGCCAAGGGCUGCGAGAGGUUUUCGGGAAAGUUGAAAUUAAGCCCAAGGUCAGGCUCGGAGAGUCUGGUAUUCUCCACGCUUCUCUAAAACGCGGUGGCAGCGCAUGAAGAGGAUCUGGUGCCACGGCGUGACGCGGGAGCGGGUAGCCGCGGUGGAGAGUCCGUGCGUCUCCAGAACAGGUCGCCAGACAAGCCGAGCGGUUCCAGACCCGCUCACUAGGCGGCGCGCGCUUGAAGCCCUCCUGCAGCCCAGACCUGACAGGUGACCGAGCACCGGGCGGUCCGUAGAGGCCCGGAAGCGCGACCUUCGUGACAGAUCAUCCUGCGUUUGUCUUUAUUGUUGACUCAAAGGAGCAAGGACCGCCUGCGCCCUGUGAGCCCCCAGGUUCGGGAUGUGGGAGGCACUGGCCUCACAUAUUCCCCGGGAAAGGCGAACAGAGCCGGAGAAUCUGAGCCUAGAAAGUUAAGUCCUCGCUGAUGUGCUGACUGUUCAUCACCAGGUGAUGGCGCUCCGCACGGAACGAACUGUGCACGUAGACAUCCCGGGAAGCCCCCCACCCUCCUCCAUGUGCUCUGUAUAGCGAACGAUCGCCUUCCGACAGCGUCAGAAAGUGGAGUGUUGAUGUUUGGGGGCAAGGACCGUUUCAGGUCUAGGGAUAGGAAGGAACUUUGGGAUUUUCUUGUAUGCACAUGUUUUCUUCACUGUAACUUUUUCAUUAAUUAGUUUUUAAAAAGACCACAUCUUUGGGCGUUUGCUGGUGAAGAGGGCUGUGGAAGGGAAUAACGGAAUUAGUUGUCCUGAAACGGACCUCCACUGUGAGAUAUGGCCGGCCUCUCUUCCUCUGCAGCCCAAGGGCAGCAGAACCCAGCCCACUAUUACAGGGCCUUUCCUUCUCCACCCCGUUAUCCUUCCAAGCUACCCGCAUUUACAGUUUCUGCCGCAUUCACGUUAGCCCACGAUCAUCUGCAGACAUAUGGAUCUCUUCUCUGUAUUGAUGGAGAUGUUGGGAAAAAACCCUCUAGGUGUGAAUACAUCAAAUUCAAUGCAUAUUUAUUGGGUGCUUACUCUGUGUAAGAGACUGGGCUAAGGAUUGAAGGUUACAAAGCCCCAGAUCUAGAGAAUAAGAAAGAGUAAGUUUUCUACUCAAUUCUAUUGUGAACCUGAAACUGCUGUAAAAGAAUAAAGUCUAUAAAAAAGAAGGAAGGAAGGAAGAAAGAAUAAGUAAAUGCCAAGAAAAAAGAAUAACCCAGUGUCCUGGGCUCCAGGCAAAAGAAGAAUCCAUCAUGUCUGCAGUCACUGGGGGAUGCUUUGCCGAGUGUCAUUUGAGCUGAGUGUGACUAGGAUUAAUGCAAGUAAAGGAGGAAGGACAUUCCAGGCAGUGUGAGCAAAGGCAUGCUUUUCCUCCAAAUGCCAUCACUGUAUUUUUUUACUGCAGUUUGGUGACUAUAUUCUUCACAGUAAUCAAAUUGGUCAGUUAUCGCCUACACCUCAUGUUUGAUAAAGGAGAACUGAUUCAGCAAACGCCCUCCAGAAAGAAAGAAAAGCCAGAUAAAGACAAAGAGGCCAACAGUAACCACAUAACUAAUCACAAAAAUCCAAGCAAUAAUGGGCAGAUAAACCAUGGCAAAAAGGAAGAGGCCAGUCGAACCCUUGCCACGCCUCCCCUCCGCUGCAGCUCCAGAGGACAGAGCAUAAACUCUCAUCACUCUUCUGGGCUCCUGGGGCUCCCGGCACAGGAAACAGUGGAAGAUCUCAAAGGUGUCAUUCUGUCAGAGGACCAGCCCGGAGCACCAGUGUCAUCUACCUCACCUGGCGUCAAAACGGAAAGCUUACCUGUUUCUAAAGCCAAUGCGCGAGAAACCACGACCACACCGGCAAGGCCAGUGACGCCAGCCAUGGCAGAACGGCGCAUCGGUGAUCAAGGGAAGGGACGGCCCCCUUUCCACCACAGAUCCGAGGGCGGCUUGGUGGAUAAAGAAGCCUUGAGGAAGUCACCACACCUGUCUCUGUCUCAGUACGACUUGCUGGAGACCGAUGUUUCUUUCCAGCCUUGGGGGAGUGAGAAUUCAGUCCUGACGCCAGAUCCUGGACAUCACACCUGGGACUCCAUACGGGAGCGGAUGCAGAGCCAGGCAUCUCAGGACAGCCUGAGCAGCAGCUGCCCCCAGUGUGACACCGUUAUCGCCAAACCUGUGCAGGAUGCUGCGGCGGCUUCCCAGCAGCUGCACUGGCCCGUGAACCAGGAUGUGGACUACUCAGGCAGUGAGGUCGCCGUCACUCUGAUAGACACUUCUCAGCCUGGAGACCCGCUGAGUCUGCACGAACCCAUUAAGAUUGUCAUCACCAUGAGCAGUACCCAGAACUCCAUGACAGAUUUGGAGAGCUCGCUCCACCUGAAGGUGAUUGGCACCGAGGGAACUGGUUUAGAGUCCGAUGCACAGUCAGCUACCCCAGGGGUGGCUGGUCCUCCAAACGUGGAGCAGAUGAGAAUUCCUGUCAUCACUCUGGAGCUGUCUGAGGAUGGAGGAGGAGGCAUCGUGUGUCCUGAAGGCACUGGCGGGGACAGGACUCCAGAGAGACUGAUGGCAGAACCUCCCUCCAAUCAGUGUUCUGGCUAUGAAUCUGGGGAGGGGGGCAAUGCCGCCAAGGACUGCAGUCCUUCGCCAAGAGACCACAGUGCGACAACCCCUCCACCCACAACUAAUGUGGUCUCGGACUCUCCGGGGGCAGUGGAAGGCCAGGCCACCCUCGACCCAUCAUCUUGUAGAACCAGCCAUGAAAAGAGACACGCCCGGGUCCUCAGUGUAGACAGUGGGACCGAUGUCUUGAGCAAAAGUUCCGCAGACAUUAUUAGUGAUAAAGAGAAAACUAUACCAACUUCCAAAUCAGACCUAGAGGCCAAGGAAGGACAAAUGCCAAAUGAAUCCAACUUCCUGGAAUUUGUCUCCCUGUUAGAAUCAAUUAAUACUUCCAAGGGGGUGGCAUCUGACCAAGGGAGUGAGCCAGCAGAGCAGACCAAAGACAGCGGGCUUCUCGGAGAUGAUCGUUCCCAGGAGAAAAAGGAGGAAAUCCUGGAAAGUGAAAAGCCCAGUGGACACAGUGCUAAGCAAGGAAAAUCAGACAUACAAAGUCAAGACCACACCAGUACCAGCCCCGGACUCACUGAGCCCGCCAAGAUCCCGACCCUUUUCCAGGGCAACAGACAAAGACAGAUAAUCUACAGGGUAACUUCCCAACAAGAUAGCUCUGUGUUGCAAGUCAUCAGUGGGCCUGAAACGUCGGUGCAAGAUGAGAUGUCUGUGGAUGCUAUGCAUGUCUUCAUUGAUGAACAUGGGGAAAUUAAAUCCUGUUACUUAAAGUCUGGCAAUCAGAAAGAAGGUCCUUUCCAGCAUCACUCAUCAAAUUAUGACGGCUUCUCUCACGCUCGGGACAUACAGAUCAGCUCCUCCAGUACCACCACGUCCGAGAGUCAAGACCCUUCUUCCGGGGACCCCACGGUCAGUGCCCUUCAACAGCAGCUGUUACUGAUGAUGGCUCGGAGGACCCAGCCAGAAACCCCACGGCACUUGAGUCAGGAUCUGGAAGACUCGUCACGUUCUUCCACACAAGGAAAAUUUAACCGAGAGCAGUUUUACAAGUUCAUCAUUUUCCCUGGCAAGUGGAUUAAGGUCUGGUAUGAUCGCCUUACCUUGUUGGCGUUGCUUGAUCGAACUGAAGACGUCAAGGAAAACGUGCUGGCGGUUCUACUCAUCGUCCUGGUUUCCCUGCUGGGAUUUCUGACAUUGAACCAAGGCUUUUGCAAAGACAUAUGGGUCCUCCUCUUCUGCCUUGUCAUGGCCAGCUGCCAGUAUUCCCUGUUAAAGAGUGUUCAGCCCGACCCUGCCUCCCCCAUACAUGGACACAACCAAAUCAUAACGUAUAGCAGACCAGUCUAUUUUUGUAUGCUGUGUGGCCUUAUUUUGCUCCUUGAUGCAGGGGCCAAAGCCAGGCACCCUCCCACUUAUAUUGUCUAUGGCCUGAAGCUCUUCUCUCCAGAGAUGCUCCGGUCAGCUAGGGACCUUUUAAUAGUAUUUUUAUAUUGCUUCCCUGCCAUUUCACUCCUUGGACUCUUCCCACAAAUCAACACUUUCUGCAUUUAUCUCUUGGAGCAAAUCGACAUGUUGUUUUUUGGAGGUUCUGCCGUCUCGGGGAUGCUGUCGGCUGUGUACAGCGUGGCCCGGAGCGUCUUCGCUGCUGUGGUGCUGCACGUGCUCUGCUUCAGCGCCGUCAAGGAACCCUGGAGCACACAGCACAUCCCAGCGCUCUUCUCAGCCUUCUGUGGCCUCAUGGUUGCACUCUCCUAUCAUCUGAGCAGACAGAGCAGCGACCCCUCUGUUCUCCUGUCCUUUAUUCAAUGCAGAUUGUUUCAUAAACUUUUACAUCAAAAUCUGGAAGAGUCGCCUGAAGACCCUCUCCCCAAGAAGAUGAAAGAUUCUGUGAAGGACGUCUUGAAAUCAGAUCUGCUCAUCUGCUCGGUGGCUGCGGUCCUGUCGUUUGCAGUCAGCGCCAGCACUGUGUUCCUGUCCCUGCGACCGUUUCUCAGCAUCGUGCUGUUCGCCCUGGCCGGCGCGGUGGGAUUUGUAACCCAUUACGUGCUCCCCCAGCUCCGCAAGCACCACCCGUGGAUGUGGAUUUCACACCCCGUCCUUAAAAACAAAGAGUAUCAGCAGCGGGAAGUGACAGAUGUCGCCCAUUUAAUGUGGUUUGAAAGACUCUAUGUUUGGCUUCAGUGUUUUGAAAAAUAUAUCUUGUACCCAGCAGUAAUUUUGAAUGCCCUCACUAUUGAUGCAUUUGCAAUAAGCAAUUACCGGAGACUUGGUACCCACUGGAACAUUUUCCUGAUGGUCAUCGCCGGCAUGAAACUGCUGAGGACGUCUUUCUGUAACCCAGUCCACCAGUUUACUCACUUGGGCUUCACUGUGAUCUUUUUUCAUUUCGACUACAAAGAUAUUUCUGAGAGUUUCUUACUGGAUUUCUUCAUGGUGUCCAUCUUACUGAGCAAGCUCGGGGACCUGCUCCACAAGUUACAGUUCAUCAUGACGUAUGUGGCUCCUUGGCAGAUGGCUUGGGGUUCUUCGUUUCACGUGUUCGCCCAGCUCUUUGCCAUCCCCCAUUCGGCCAUGCUCUUCUUCCAGACGUUUGCCACAUCCAUCUUUUCCACCCCACUGAGCCCAUUUCUCGGGAGUGUCAUUUUCAUCGCCUCGUAUGUCAGGCCAGUGAAAUUCUGGGAGAAAAACUACAAUACAAGGCGUGUGGAUAAUUCCAACACAAGGCUGGUGGUCCAGAUUGAAAAGGAUCCAGGGAAUGAUGACAACAAUCUCAAUUCCAUCUUUUACGAGCACUUGACGAGGGCCCUGCAGGAGUCCCUCUGCGGAGACCUGGUCCUCGGCCGCUGGGGGAACUACGGCUCCGGCGACUGCUUCAUUCUGGCUUCCGACUACCUCAACGCUUUUGUUCACCUGAUUGAAAUCGGCAAUGGUCUCGUCACCUUUCAGCUGCGGGGACUGGAAUUCCGAGGAACCUACUGCCAGCAGAGAGAGGUGGAGGCCAUCAUGGAAGGCGACGAGGAUGACAGAGGCUGCUGCUGCUGCAGACCGGGUCACCUGCCCCACCUGUUGUCCUGCAAUGCCGCCUUCCACCUCCGCUGGCUCACCUGGGAGAUCACGCAGACGCAAUACAUCCUGGAGGGCUACAGCAUCAUGGACAACAACGCGGCCACCAUGCUGCAGGUGUUUGACCUCCGAAGGAUCCUCAUCCGCUACUACAUCAAGAGUAUAAUAUAUUACAUGGUGACGUCCCCUAAACUGCUCUCCUGGAUCAAAAAUGAAUCACUUCUGAAGUCCCUGCAGCCCUUCGCCAAGUGGCAUUACAUUGAGCGUGACCUUGCAAUGUUCAACAUGAACAUUGAUGAUGACUACGUUCCGUGUCUCCAGGGGAUAACGCGGGCCAGCUACUGCAACGUUUACCUGGAGUGGAUUCAGUACUGUGCACGGAAAAGGCAAGAGCCCUCGAAGAACCUGGACAGUGACGAGGACUCUCCCCUGGUGACGCUGUCCUUUGCGCUCUGCAUCCUGGGGAGGAGAGCCCUGGGAACAGCAGCACACAACAUGGCCCUCAGCCUGGAUUCUUUCCUGUACGGCCUCCACACCCUCUUCAAAGGUGACUUCAGAAUCACAGCGCGAGACGAGUGGGUGUUUGCAGACAUCGACCUGCUGCACAAAGUUGUCGCCCCGGCUCUCAGGAUGUCCCUGAAGCUGCACCAGGACCAGUUCACUUGCCCCGACGAGUAUGAAGACCCGGUGGUCCUCUAUGAGGCCAUCCAGUCCUUUGAGAAGAAGGUGGUGAUCUGUCACGAGGGUGACCCGGCCUGGCGGGGAGCCGUACUGUCCAACAAGGAGGAGCUGCUGACCCUGCGGCACGUGGUGGACGAGGGCGCGGACGAGUACAAGGUCAUCAUGCUGCACAGAAGCUUCCUGAGCUUCAAGGUGAUCAAGGUGAACAGAGAGUGCGUGCGAGGACUCUGGGCAGGGCAGCAGCAGGAGCUCAUAUUCCUCCGCAACCGCAACCCGGAGCGCGGCAGCAUCCAGAACAACAAGCAGGUCCUCCGAAACCUGAUCAAUUCCUCGUGCGACCAGCCCCUGGGGUACCCCAUGUAUGUCUCCCCGCUCACCACAUCCUACCUAGGGACCCACAGGCAGCUGAAGAAUGUCUGGAGCGGACCCAUCACUCGGGACGGCCUCAGGGCGUGGUUCCGAACCAAGUGGCUGAGAAUGCUGAAGGAUGGCGGUGCUGGCUGCCAAGGCGCUGGCAACAUUGAGGAUGUGGACGGAGGAGGCGCCCCACCCACGGGUGGCAGCAGCGCCCCCAGUGGUGAGAGCCGGGAGAGCAGCACCGAACAGCCCCGAAAAGAUGGACCUCGCCACUGGUCACCCCGCGAAGGGCCACGGAGGACAGGCAGGAGGAAAGGCAGGAGUCGGUCUGUCCAGGCCUCCGGGGCCUUGAGCCAAACGCCACCUGUCCUGCGCUCGUCCGGCCCCCUGGUGGAGGGCCACCCGGCCUUCCUGCAGACAUCCACGUCGGUCCACGAGCUGGCCCAGAGGCUCUCGGGCAGCCGGCUGUCCCUGCACACCUCGGCCGCGUCCCUGCACUCGCAGCCCCCGCCUGUCACCGCCACUGGCCACCUGAGCGUCCGGGAGCGGGCCGAGGCCCUCAUCCGGUCCAGCCUGGGCUCGUCCACCAGCUCCACCCUGAGCUUCCUCUUCGGCAAGAGGAGCUUCUCAAGCGUUCUGGUCAUUUCCGGACUGUCCGCCGCAGAGGGUGGCAACACCAGUGACACCCAGUCAUCCAGCAGCGUCAACAUCACCAUGGGCCCUUCGGCCAGGGCCGCCGGCCAGUCUGCACGGCACUUCUCUGAGCCUUGUGACCCCACUGAGGCCACCACUGAGCAGGAGCCACUUCGAGACCGCCCUCUGGCUGGGGCCAGGGCGGAGAACCUCGGGAUGAUCUGCAGAAGAGCGAGCCAGGAGGACAUGGGCCUGGACGACACCGCCUCGCAGCAGAGCGCUUCAGACGAGCAGUAGCGGAGCCGCGGGGUUGGGGAGGGGCCGCGUGGUCGGGGAGGGAUGGAAUUUCCAGUUUUCUUUUUCUAAAAAGAACGGAUGAUGCGACCCUGGAGCUGUCCUGCAGAAUCUGAGAGCUGUGCAGAAAACAAACUUUCUCUUGGGUUCUCGAAAAACAUCUCACCUGACGCAAACAGGUCUUGACAUCAGGCCUCCUUGCUGCCAAGCACGGCCCUGGGCGCUCGCGGCCCCAGAGCGGGGUACGCGGGAGGCACAGAACACUUUCUAGUACUGGAAAAUUCAAACAAAAGCCAUGUAACAUCUUAAGACAUCUCAAGUAGAGCACAUAAAUAAGUCUUUCCCGCCCUGAGGAACUUAGACCGCUGCAUGCUGAACAACUGGCAUUUUAGGCGUUACGGUGACCGAGCCCACGCAGCACAUAUCACGCCAUCAGCUGGUCAAAUGCGCCGAUGUUCAAUCUACGUUUAGAGAAAAAUCUCACUUCUUUAUAAUAUUCAUGCAGAUGUUAAGCUUCACUGCAAGGAACGUGAUGGAGCAUGCAGUCACGUCCAAAGCAUCCUAUGGAAGAAGCCAACCGUCCCCAGCAACGUGAGCGCAGAAGUCUAGUCCGCGCGGGGCGUGGAGAGCCACCUCGGAAUGAUGUGCUUACUGCAGCCAGAGCGCCUUCCUGCCGGAAGCCAGGCCCUGGCUCGCCGGGGCUCCUGUGUACUUCCCAGGAACGUAGGCUUGUUUCCAAG
Vicugna pacos (alpaca) is the source of this 8416-nucleotide messenger RNA. Lineage: Eukaryota; Metazoa; Chordata; Mammalia; Artiodactyla; Camelidae. The record is from RefSeq and is a predicted model, not a curated record.